Messenger RNA from Sitophilus oryzae (rice weevil), 3039 nucleotides. RefSeq lists its product as uncharacterized. Bases 1 to 3039 code for a protein of 1012 amino acids. The transcript has a single exon. Lineage: Eukaryota; Metazoa; Arthropoda; Insecta; Coleoptera; Curculionidae. Gene Ontology annotation, molecular function: zinc ion binding; nucleic acid binding. The record is from RefSeq and is a predicted model, not a curated record.
AUGAGUGUAGUAGUCGAGAACAUGGAUGUCCUUAUUCGAAAACGCGGAUCAUUUAAGGCAAAGGUCACUCAUUUUGAAAAAUACGUCGCAAAUUUGGAAAACACGUAUCCAGACAAAAUCGUGUCGGAUCGCGUUACAUUUUUAGACUUGGAAACGCGUUAUGAACGGUUUUCACAGGUUUUUGAUGAAUUUGAGUUAGUGCAAAACGAAAUCGAAGAGUCUAGUGAUCUUGCUUCGGUAAAUUCGCAGUAUGAGGAACGCGAAAAUUUUAAUGAUGCUUAUUUUAGGUUGAUGGCCAAGGCUAAAUCAUUUCUUGCGGAUGAUAGUAUAGAUAACGUGAAAAGUAGUGGUAGGUCCGUUGCGGGUUCGGUAGCCACGCAAAAUACAAAUAUUUCGCAAAAUUUGGUUCAGGAUUUUAAACGAGUUAAACUUCCAACCAUCGAGAUUCGCACUUUCACAGGUGAAUACGGUAAGUGGUUAGAGUUCCGUGAUACCUAUGUAUCGCUAAUUCACGAAAAUGAUGCCUUAUCGGACAUACAAAAAUUUCAUUAUUUAAGAUCAUUUUUGGCGCCUAAAGUGUUGGAAGUUAUCGCGAGUUUAGGGUUUACAGGGACAAAUUAUGAGGCUGCGUGGAACUUAAUUUACGCUCGUUAUAAUAAUAACAAAAUUUUGAUUCAAAAUCAUCUUCGCGGUUUAUUCACGUUAGACAAGAUUCAGGAAGAAUCUCCUUCGGUGCUAAGAGACUUAGCAGAUAAUGUGGAUAAGCAUAUAAGAUCUUUAAAUGCUCUUGGGGAAGACACCACUAAUUGGGACACCUUGUUAAUUUAUCUCGUUUCGUCUAAAUUAGAUUCCAUGUCACUAAAAAAGUGGGAAAGUGCCAAAGGUGAGGCCAAAAAAUCGUUGUUGCCAGAUUUGACUAAAUUUCUUCGAGAUCGAGCCAAUUUUUUGGAAUCGUUAGAGCAGGCAAAGCCUGACAAAAAGUCAAAUUCGAAAUUUAGGGCAGGGAUGGAAUCCAAAUAUAAUAAGCAAGGUAGUUCAAGGUCUUUUGUUGCGACAGGGCAAUCGUGUUGCUAUUGUAAAAAGGAGCAUUUCAUACAAAACUGUCCAGAUUUUGUAAAUUUAAGUGUGAAUGAGAGAAUUCAGGAAGCGAAAAAAUUGCGUUUGUGUUUGAAUUGUUUGAGAGCUGGGCAUGUUUUAAAAGAUUGUCGUUCGAUUGUUUGUAAAAUUUGUAAGUUUCGGCACAACGUGUUGUUGCACAUAAAUCGAGAAAAGGCGGCGGAAACGACCGCUGCUGCCGCUGCUACCAGUUCCUCUACUGCAGAAAAGGAGGAAACUGUGAAUUGUAGCUUCGCUUCGCAUAAAAAUGAUGGUGUUCUUUUGUCAACUGCGGUAGUUAGGGUCUUGGGAAAAAACAAUAAAUGGUUUACAGCACGCGCUUUAUUGGAUCCUGGAUCGCAGAGUAGUUUUUUGUCAAGGUCAUUUGUGGACAAGCUUUCAAUACCUGUAACUAAAGUAAAUAUCAACAUUUGUGGUUUGAACGAAACUGAGUCUGCGGUUUCUGGAAAGGUGAAUGUUAAGGUCCAAUCUCGUAUAAAUGACUUUUCGUUGGAAUUAUCCUGUUUUGUUAUCCCUCUCGUUACAGGGUCGUUGCCCAAUUUCAAGGUCGACAGUCAAAAUUUGAAUAUUCCUGCAAAUGUUUCGUUGGCAGAUCCUACAUUCUGCACAAGUGGUCCUGUUGACAUGCUGAUUGGAGCCGAUUCCUUCUGGGAUUUGUUAUGUGUAGGCCAGAUCAAACUAGGGCCCAAUGGACCAUUUUUGCAGAAAAGCAAACUCGGAUGGAUAGUGUCAGGAAAGGUGGCUCGGCUAAAUAACUUGGAGGGUACAACAGUUUGCAAUUUUGUUAAAACUGAGCAAAUAGAUAGGCAGUUAUCGCGGUUUUGGGAAAUAGAGGAAGGCGUGGUUAGAAAACCACAAUCUGUCGAGGAAAUUGCCUGUGAGAAACAUUUCGUCGAUACGUUUUCUCGAGCGGCCAAUGGAAGUUUCGUUGUUUCAAUGCCUCUCAAGGGCAGCCUAAGCCAGCUCGGCGAAUCGUAUAAUGCAGCCAAAAAGCAAUUUCUAUCCUUGGAACGAAAAUUCGAGCGCGAUCAUGAGUAUCGUGAUUUGUAUCGUGAUUUUGUCAAUGAGUAUCGACGCCUAGGACAUAUGACAAAAGUGUCCGAUCCUAGUGCAUCUCAGUUUUCGUUUUACCUUCCUCACCAUGGUGUUCUGAAGUUGUCCUCGUCUACUACCAAACUUCGAACUGUUUUUAAUGCCAGUGCCAAAACCACCAGUGGUUGCUCGCUAAAUGAUCUUUUGAUGGUUGGCCCAACCAUUCAGUGUGAACUUAUCUCUAUUUUGUUGCGCUUUCGUAAAUUUCAGUACGUUUUGGCGGCUGAUAUUGAGAAAAUGUAUCGUAUGGUGUGGAUCGAUACUAGUCAGCGGUGCCUGUUACGAAUCCUGUGGCGUGACAGUCCAGACGAAGAUAUCGAGGUGUACGAGUUGAACACUGUUACAUAUGGGACUUCAUCGGCGGCUUUUCUCGCCAUUAGGUGCUUGUACCAAUUGGGAAUCGAAUUUGAAGAAGUUUCUCCGUUAGUUGCCAAUACAAUAAAGAAUCAUUUUUAUGUCGAUGAUGUGCUAACUGGUGGGGAUACUAUUGAAGAUACCCUGAGUUUAGCUAACGAACUUUGUAAAGUUCUAAAAGGUGGUGGUUUUCUUCUUCGCAAGUGGGUGUCAAACGAACCCUCUAUACUCAAGGAAAUCGAAUCUGCAGAUAACAAUGGAGUAGUUGAUAUUGGUUGUAUGGAGAACAACAAAACAUUAGGUAUGCUUUGGAACGGCGAAGGAGAUCAUUUUUUCUUUUCGAUUGGAAAUCAGUCAAGUUCCAAGGUCACCAAAAGAAUCGUAUUGUCAGAAAUCUCCCAAAUUUUCGACCCUCUUGGUCUCCUUAGUUGUUGCGUAAUCUUGGUAAAGUCAUUUGUAAGAAUGCAAAAGUUGUAG